AGCAAAGUAGUCGUAAAAGGAAAACAACGUAGCAAAUCAACCUGUAUUCGGGACUGACGACUAAUAAAGCACAGACAUAUAUUUAUAUUGAUAAUAUUGCCAUUACUUAUCCAAUCUUAAAGCAUUCAAUUUCUUUUACGACAUUACACGUCCGCUGAUUUUUAUUGUCAUACAUUUUCGCGAACAGAAGAAAAGAUGUAUUUUCAUUGUUAUUAAGCACAUGGUGGCAAAUUUUAAGUGAAAUAUGCCAUUUUUAUCUCAGAAAGAUCAAAUAUGUACAUAUACUUUUGUUGUUAUGUCUAUACUUGACUUAGUUUCAAGUAAAACGAUCAGGGGUGUUGUUACAAGUUUGACAGCCCGGCAAGAGAAGGGGCAAUAUUUGUCGUCGUUCUGUUUUCACGGUGAAGCAGUCAUUCAGUACUCACUGAAUGACUCCAUGUCAUCUGGGAAACUUUACUUAUUUCUCAGUGAAGACUGGAAACAAAUCACAGAUCAGACAGAGUGUACUGCAAAAUUUGAACAAGCUAGAGCUUCAUAUGAUAUUAUUGGUCCAGUUGGGAACAGAACAGUAGCACAUCAUCGUGAUCCCCGAAUUUGGCAUGUAGUUUUUGCUGAUGCCCAUACAUGUACAGAUUAUGACCUGUUGGAGGUUCAAACCCAGAACUUCAUUGAUUACAACAUACAGCUUCUGAAUCCAGAUGCACUAGGAAAUCCUGUUGAACAUUUCAGUGAUGAAGAAACAGGUCUGUUGAGAUUUUACCAGCUGUUAGCUCUGGCAUACUUUGUGUUGGGGUGUAUAUGUGUGCCACGUUUGGUGGAGCCGUUCAGUAGUGGAGGUCCUAUGCAGCUUGUUAUACAGUUACUCACUGCUAGUACUUGCCUACAGGCUGUAGGAGCUUUUAUCAUGAUGAUGCAUUUAAGAAAAUACUCAAGGGAUGGUAUAGGUUCACCAGUGUUUGAAAUGUUAUCAGAAUUUUUUGACGUGCUUUCACAGUUUGCUAUGCUGUAUAUGUUGUUAAGUUUAAGCCUGGGCUGGACCCUCGGCACCACAUACAGAAAUACACAUCUACAGAUGAUCAGUAAAAAGCCAGCAGCAAAAGUUGUAGGAGUUCUUGCAGUUGUACAGGGAGGUUUAUUUUUGUGGGAGCAGUAUCAGGAUCAAACUCACAGGUUAUAUCAUGCUCACAGAACAUAUGCUGGCUUUGCAUUACUUGUGUUACGUAUGGUUCUAGCAGGACUGUUUGGCUGGAACCUUUGGAUAACUGUGUCUGUAGAAAAAAGUAUAAUGAAGAGAGAGUUUUACAUAUCUUUUACAAAGAGCUGUAUGUUAUGGUUUUUGUGCUAUCCUGUGAUUGUUCUUGUCUCCAUGUUGUUUACAGAAUAUCUAAGAUACAAGGUAAUCACAAUGAGUGUAGUGUUGUGCCAGUCUGUAGCAGUUGUGUUAUUAUAUAAACUUUUCCUGUCUCGUAGUUUAUACUGGGAGGUGUCUGCACUCUCUGGAACCUUGCCUUUCAGAAUGGACAAAACUCUUAGCCUUAAAAUAUACUCUUGAUAAAACUCACUACAUAGGUUAAACUAUUAAAAAUUGUAAAAGUAUCUGUUUUUACAAAAGAAUGAAGAGAUAGAUUAUUUCUGACGGUCUUCUACAAAGAAUAUUUUGAUGGAAGGAUCAGAAGUUACCACAGUGAUGCCGAUGAAUCGAGUCUUGUCAGAAUUUGCCAAAAGUUUAUUUAUAGAGCACAGAAGAUUUGAAUGAGAUGGUUUUGAGUAUCAGUGUUGUCAAAGAGAGAAAGAAUUCAGAUCUUAGGUAGAUCAAAAAAACUGGUCUGAAAGACGUUGACUGUAUAAAAUCAUUAGAUUUACAGCCCCCUGCAAAUAUAUGCUUGGAUUGUUAUAAUAUUUGUGUAACCUUUCUGUUUAAUGAUUGAUAAUUUUUCAAACCUGAAAUACCGGAUGCUAUAGAGAAUUUGUUUAUUGAUGUCAAGGUAAAACACUUGAAUGUUAUGUAGUAUUUUAUAGUUACACCCUGUGAGUAGAAUACUAUUAACUAGAAUAUUAUUACAUGGAGAAUUUCAUCACAUGUAGAAUACUGGUUGUUGCAAGACUUUUCAAUCAAACUUUAUUUUCAUGCCCUCACAUUUAUUUUGGGGCAUAUAGCAUUGCUGCUGUCAAUCGGUCUGUUAGUAUGUUUCAAAAUCUUGUGUGUCCAACUCCUACCACACUAUUAGCCAGAUUUACUUCAAACUUUAGUAAAUGAACAAGUUUGAUGUGCGGAUGACCAUGAAGAAAGUUUUUGCUGUGACUACUUUAGAGCAGUUGUAGUUUUGUUAUAUGAAAUAUAGAAACAGAAAUCUUGUAUGUCCAGCUCUUCAAACACUAAGAAUCUGCUUGAAAGUUUUACAGAUAAAAGGACCUUGGUGUGAAGAUGACUAAAAAUAAUGGACUUUUUUUCUGUGGUAACUUUUUCUAGAAUUAUGGCCCUUUCUUAAUAAUACAAACUAGGUCAUAGAAAUGAUCAACUCCUCAUACAUUUGAAAGGAAAAGAUUCAAAGUUGCUCAGAUGCACAACCUUACCUGAAUAUGACCAUAAAGGAUUAGUGGUGACCAUUUUGACCAGUGUUAUGACCCUUUGCUAAUUCUACUAAUUCUAUAGUGAAGAAAUUUGGUGAGUUACAACUUCACACUCUGAAGGAAUGGGGUCAAAGUGACGAACCUUGAUAUGAAAAUGGGCAGUAUAUGUGUCCUAUGGACACAAUUCUAGUUUUAUCCUGAAUCUAUGCAAGCCUAGAAUAUGUAUGUAGUGCUAGAAGGAUAACCCAACUAGUGUAUCCUAAUUUAUGGAAUCACCUUUUGAGAGAGUUUCUCUUGAUUCUGACCAUAUCAUAGAUAAGAUUUGUACAAGAUAGCACUGUAAUUGUUAAAUGGUAAUACCAGUGUAUUGAUGGUGUGUUUAUGUCAAUGCUACUUUUAUGCAGAAUAUAUCUGAACAACCUUUGGAAAAAAGCAGAAAUAUGUGUGAACAAUUUCUGUUGUAAUAGUCAAAUGGAAAUGAGUAAAAUGUAUAAUUCCAAAGCACUUACAUUUUGUCACUGCUUAACAGUAGGAUAACUUGAUAGAUUUUAAACAUGUUGAAGGCAAAAAUUUUAUUUUGAAAUUAAUUUUGAUAGAAGUAUUUUUCUCUCGCCAUAAGAGACAAAGUUAUCAGAACAUCAAUGUAUCAUCAAUAUUUAUUACUUGAUAUUUUGAAUCAGUGACAGACAGGCAGAAGGAUAAAGCAGUUUAAUCAUUCACUGUCCUUCCUGAUUCUACAGCUGUCUGUUCUUUAAGAUUUUAUCAAGAUUUUCAGCCCUUCAAAAUUGGCUUCAUGUGGUGCUUUUAUAAGGAAGAGAUAUUUUAAAUCAAUACUGUUAUUUAAUUUUUUUCGUCAUUAUCUUGCUGUUGGAGAUGGAGCAUUUUUGUUUCCAAAUUUUCUAUUUUUAUUAAAUUCUCAUUUAUCUCCUAUAUGAAAUCAUUUCAUCUUCAAGGUGUAGAGUUCAGGGUAUAUUUCACUGUUUCACGUAACGUUGACCACACAUUAUGGUAUGAUUCAGUGGAAUUUGUUGACCAAGCUGUCUACAUGUAUUUAGUGGUUACAUUCAAAGUGCAAUAGUUUGUGAAUGACUGUUGAAUGUACAUUGUGUGGUACAGACCAGCUACUAGACUGGUAAUAAAGAUUCUGUUGUUUUCCCCUCUUUUGUAAUUUCAUUUUCAUUUCAUAGAGACAAAAACCAGUCUAUUUUAGAGAUUUUCUUAGAGGAAUUAUGUUAAAAUUGUGAUACUGGACAUAGGAUAUAGACUGGCUCAAUUCACCACAUAGAAUCAUAAAAAGUGUAAAAAGGUUUAUCAUUGUCUUGGAGAUGGCAUGUAUGUGACAUUAUGUUUAUCAGAUGUUUUCCAAUUUGUGAAAAUACACGUCUAGGUAUAUUACUUGUAUUUUAGGUCCCAAAAAUAAAAUGGUAGUUCGUACAUAAAAAUGAACCAAAUGCCAAAAUGUAUUUUUCAAAUGUAGAGUAGUGUACAGUAUGGCCUCAGGCUAGAGUUUUAAUUUUGAUAUAUUCUGUUUAUAGACACUGUAAUAUUUCCAUUUAAAAUAAGUACAUUUAAUUCCCUAUGUAUUCCUUGGACUAUGUCAGACAUUCUGCACAUACAUGUUUAAAUCAAAACAUCUGUACCACUUAUUUUAGCUUACCUGGGCAUUACUUAGGGUGAGCUUUUAGUAUAAUUGAGUGGUCCUUUGUUAACUUUUUAGAUUUUUUCUGAAGCUACAAGUAAAACAAUGCCAAUCCUGGGCUAUAGUAUCCUAGCAUGGACCUGUCUCUGAAGUUUGUUGAGAUGGUUCCAGGUGACCAUUUUCAUAGUGGCCACCAGAUCUAAAGAAAGAACAUUCUUUAAAGGACUUCUACAGAACCUUGCUUUUUGCCUUUUCACCAGAUUUGGUUCUGUAACAUCCUUGUAUGGACCUUUAUGUUUGUUCAAAUGGUUUAGCUUGGCUUUUUAAAUGGCAUUAGAGCCAGACUGUCCAGGGUCUAAGACAAACAUUUCUCAUCAGGUCUUCACCAAACUUUACCAAAAUGUGUUUGAAAGUAAGUCCUCUGCCAAGUUGAUAACUAGCCAAAUCAGCCCAGGCACUUCAAAAAUUGGCCUUUUUACUCCUGUCCACACCCAGAGUCAAACAUUUCUCAUUCAGUCUUCACCAAACUUGAACAAAAUGUGUUUGACCAUAAGUCCUCGGCCGACUUUGAUAACUAGCCAAACGAAUGAUUGUAGAUAUGCAGUGUGCAAACAGGUUUUCCAUGAUAAAUAUUUAUUUACUCAUUUUAACAUUAUAAUUUUACAAUAUAUUAUUUACAACACAUAUAUGCAUUUAAUCAGUGCAUGUAUUUAAAUUCAACACAAAGAAUAUUUAUUGCAUUCUAUAUCUGUUGGUAUAUCACAGAUUUACAGUAGAAUAAAAGUCAGUUAGUCUGGUGCACUUAAAUAUUAAAUCAUGAAUUGCACAGUCCUGCAGAUGGCAAAAGAAGAUGUAGGUUUGUCUCUUUCUCAUGUCACUAUUUUCAUUUCACUAUUAUAAUUAUUUUGUAACCAACACAGGGCAUCAACGUUUUGUUUGCUAGUUCCUUCAUUACAGUUCUUACUAUCUUUAAUUUUCAGUGUAAGUGAAUCAUUUUUAUUUCAUGUUACCAAAUAUUACAGUACUAUUGUUGUUGUUUACAAACUGAAUCUUUUCUUGUUAUUCUGGCAAUCAGUAUUAUACAGCAGUCUUGUCAAUAGAUAGUCCCAAUAGUUUAUGGUGUUAGUACGUCAGAGGUCAUUGACUCGAGACUGAAAAUAGUUUCUGCUCAGUAAUGCUAAAAGACUGGCAGCAGUCGAUCUUCUUAGGAUGGUUUUCUGUAUUUGAAAAUAUUGCAUCACAGUUUUCUCUCAAAGAAAGAUACUGCAAUUGUACACUGAAACUAUUAUCUUGUUUGUCUGACUGUAUUGAAUUUUGUGGAGAAAUCAGCAAAAGGUAAAAAGUAUUGAAAAAACAUCAAAUUUAUGUAUCAUUGCUACUUGCUAAAAUUUACAGGUGCUUUUAUGAUGUAAUACAAAUGUUCUAUAGUGUGCAUUUUAGCAGAAUCAUGCUUGUUGUGUUGAAGAAAGAAUACAUAUAAUUUUGAAAACCAAAAAGUUUCUUUAUAGAUUAUAAAAUGUUCAUCCUAAUCUGCAGGAUUCAUGACUCGCUGUAGACUGAAAGUUUUUCAUGUCACUUGGAUUAGAUAACUUUGUAAUUGGAGACAAUAGCCAUUGGGUUGUUUAAGAAAUAAUAUAUUUCAUUUAGUGAUUUGUCGCUGAAUAAAUCAUUGUUUGGAGUUCAGAUGCAAAGGAAUUAUAUCACGAGGGCGCAGCAUAUAAUAAUACGCAUUUGAACGACAAACAGUGAUUUUAUUUAAGAGCAGAUCACUAAAUAAAAUAUAUUAUUUCGAUUUUAACACAUUACAAAGGACUUUAAAGUACAUCCUUGACGGCAUUCAUUAAAUAUUUGCUGGUUUUCAAUUGGUCUAUUUUCCAGUGCGCCGCAAUGCCGUUUGACACUAUGCGAAAUAAUUGUGACGUCAGAACGGUGAAUUGUUGUAUGAUAAUUAACUGUUUUCAGCCUUCUUUGUUUAAUAGGAAAUGAAUCUGAUCGUGUUAGAAUCUAUUUUUGAAAAGGAGCUAUAUAAAAGUAUUGCAAAGUAUUCUCCACAGUCACAUUUAUCCGACUUGAAUUUAUGGUGUGGUACAACGAUAAGCAACAACCAUCUUUCACAUGACUUUAAUCAUGCAUCUUCAUGAUUUGGUAGAUAACAGCCAUGCUGGCAUUAUUAGAAUUUGUGCUUUACAGCUAGUUAAGGAGGUAGGUUACCUUAAUAUUUGUAUGUGCGCAUGUCCAACUGGAAGCUAACGUGCUGAUUUACGACAAACUAAAUGUGUUUGUAUAUCCAUUCUUCUGAAAACAAAUCAUGAACCUAUCUCCUAUCCGAUGCUUUAUGGUUUAAUAAUGCAGAAAUAAUGAAUAAAUUGCUGCAGAAACGCUUCAGAACAAUGUUGCCUUAUGUGUCAGUUACCGCGCAAAAUUAAUAGCUUUUAUUUUGAAAAUACAUAAUUUUGUGCAUUUUCUUUAUUUGAACUAUUUUCAAACGGCCAUUAUUUGCUGAAAUAUUUUUGAUGAGUCUUUUGCUCUGAAUAAUAAUCAAUAUUUUGCUUCUUUUAUGUAGCUAUAUUGAAAUGUAAGAAAAUGGAUGAUGGUAACCAAUGUCAUUUGGAAUAUAGUUGGGUGAAAGGUUACUUGUUACAGCCAUUUUCAAAUAAAAAACUUGCAGUUUGAUUUGUAAUACCUAUUUUUCAGUUUCCGUUGAUAAUUUGUUACUUAUAUACUAAAACUAAGCUCUAAAAUUGUUCAAAUUUCAGUAGAAAAUUGUGGUUUCUUGAAUUGAAUUGAUGUUACCAUGGAAACGAAGUGCGUGACCUAUAUAUCUAAAUGUAAUAUUUCAAAAGCGUUGACACUGGUCUAUUUAAGGAACACGGCUUUGGCUUUUUAUUUUCA
This is a messenger RNA of Mercenaria mercenaria, 7102 nucleotides long. RefSeq names its product integral membrane protein GPR180-like. Lineage: Eukaryota; Metazoa; Mollusca; Bivalvia; Venerida; Veneridae. The coding region runs from base 245 to 1552 and encodes 435 amino acids. Gene Ontology annotation, biological process: G protein-coupled receptor signaling pathway; response to pheromone. The record is from RefSeq and is a predicted model, not a curated record. The transcript has 9 exons.